GCGACUUAUACUUCAGAGCGACUCAUGUUUUUUUUUUUUCUUCUUCAUUAUGCUUUUUUUUUUGUGGCUGCUGUCUGGAAAGGCGCACUUAAAAUCGCAGCUUUAAUUUUCUCAAAAAUCGUCAGUGCGCCUUAUGGUCCGAAAAAUACGGUAUGAUAACGUUUGCAUUAUAUGUGCCCAUAAACAUCUAAAUUAUGGGCCCAGUUAACCUAAUUCUAACAGCUGAGCAAUUGGAAGAAAAAAAUCAGAAUGUAAAUCAAUGACUGUCCACGUUAAGAUCGAGUACGUAAAAUGACUUUGAGGUCAGUUGAAAGGACACAGUGACACUUGUAACUUUGAUGUUUUUAGGCACAUCACAAAGGCAAGAAGGGCAAAGGAAUUCGGUAAGAAGCAUUACAGAUGAAUAAUUAACAAAUCUCGAACGAUGUUGUAAUGUAUUGGCCUCAUGGUCGCAGGUGAUAAAACACAAUUAAGUAGUAGAGUCCGGGUAAAGAGUAAGGAGAGAACGAAGGCAUUGAUGCAACGCUCCAGAUUCCAACCUCCUUAAAACCCCCAGAAGCAUACUGGUUCUUUAAAAAAAAAAAAAAAUUGAAAAAAGGUUUAAAGAGGUUUCUAACCCUCUCCAGCUCUGGAAGUAAUGCAUCAAAACAAAUAAUAAUCAUAGCAAGAAAAAAAAAUAGAUUUAUAUAGAUAUAUAUGUAAAACACUUGGGAGAACAAUGCAACUUAACCGAUACCAACUGCAGUAAAACAUUGAAGAAAAUAAAUGUAUAAAAUUGCCUGAGAGAAUUUCUCAAGACAACAGAAAAACUUGUGGCAAUGGAUCCAACGGGGGAACAAACGGACGUGAAGACAGGAGAUAUUGAUUUCUUCACGGAUAUCUUCGUCUCCAAUAUUAUCAAAGACACAGUGAGAGCCAUACAGAGCAUGAAGGAGUCGCUCAUCUCCUGGGAUGCACUGGAACACGGGGUGUUUGGUGAUACGGAGAGCGUCUUUAACAGCCUUGGUCCACAAACGAAGCAAUAUGCAGAAAUGUAUUUGACCAGAUAUUUCGAAGUCCAGAUGAUGAAAUCUUUGCAAGAGAAUCUAGAACAUGAAGAUUGCAGCAAAGGCUACCUUUUCCCUGCUAUGCUGAAGGAAGAGGUACAUGUCAAUAACUCGGAGGAAAGAUCGUUCUCCGUACCAAAAUUGACGGAGAGCUUCUGCAGCACUGAGAACAGUUCCUUCCUGAACUGGUCGAGUAUGUCCGGGUUGAGGAGUUUAGCAGCUGCUCGAUCUUUCGCUUCACCAACUCCUAUGGCAGCGAUGUCUAAUCCUGCGGAACAUAUCGUGGUUAAUGAAAGGGAGAAAAUCAAUUCAGAGCGAAUGAAUACCUCGGGGGAAAAAUCCGACUUGUUAACCGAUUUGUUUGUCAACAUGUACGUCGCAGACAUCCUCAAACGUACGGUAGGAAACGUCCAUCAACGGGAAUCGUGUUUCCUCUGGCAUGCACUGGAGCGCAACGUAUCAGAGGAUAGAGAGAAUGUGUCCAACAACCCUAAAGCAAUUACCAAGAGACAUUUGGAGGCAUGUCUGAGGAGAUAUUUUGACAUGCAAAGAAUAUCUGAAAAAUCUUUCGUAAAACAACAGAACGAAGGAACAAACAAACACAACAUCUCUCUAACGAUGGUGAACAAAAAGGGCCAAGAGAAAGGCAUCGUGAUUGACAUCAUUCCUGACAAAUCCACCACACCCUCACUAUCCAGUUCUAAGUCGAUUGACGAUCUCUCUCAGGCCAACGUAGCGAGCAACAGCCUCUCGCCGCAUUUGUUAGAAAAAAUUGCUUCAUCCACUAGAGCGGUAUCCAACUCCCAAGUCGCAGACAGUUGCUCUAAAUCUAAAAGUGAGACGUCAGGAAAGAAGGGACACGAUAAAGACAUCAAUGUCUCCAACGAAUCGGGAAUUACUUGUAAAACGUCAUACAUGGCCGUUUCCCCAUCUACGUCUGCCGCUUUGUCUGGCUUCGGGGGGUCAGACAGUUGCCCCCUGGCGUUUGAGAGAACCAACGAUGUCUCUCCAGUUUCCAAAAGGAAAGGAGACUUCAGCAGCUCAACAAACCCAUCUUCGGCACCACAGGUGAGCAGUAGAAUAGCCUUCUCCACUUCGUCUCCACCUUCAACUACUGCAGUAACAGACAGCGGUUCUCAGGCCAGACCGGCUACGAGAGAGGGUCGCCACAAAGACGUCCAUAACAAGACCCUUGAGAAAAGAGCAUUCCCCAGUUUCCCUAUUUCAGAUCAAGAAAGACGUACAAGUAACGCCAUUGCCGCAGUAAUCCCCGAGAAGAGCAUUUUCCUCAGAUCGUCCGCUGCGUUGCAGAAAACCAGCAAAAAACCUGCGGUUUGUGAAUCGGAGUCAUCUAUCACCACGGAGCUAACCAAAGCUACCUUACGCAACAUCCAUCCAUCCAUGGUGGACGAGGAGCUCAAGAAGAAUGUUCAUCAGCUUGUAAAAUGUUUCAAAAUGUUGGAAACCCAAGAAGAAAAAGAUAUUAAAAACGUGUUUCCUGAUAGUCAAACACUGCUGACUACUAUGGCAGCAGAGGAUCGCUUAGGAGCCACAAAGACCGGCAAUGUUGCCCCAUUUUCAGGGAAUGGCACAGAGCGAAAAGAUACUCCAGUCGCACAGAGACCACCCCCGGCCUCCUUCACUGGAUUAGAGCCCUAGGGUGGCGGACAGUUGCUCUCAGGCCAUUCCAAAGACACCCAGUCUUUUACCAGCUUUGCUGGAGAAAUGGGCACAUGCCAAAG
Cynoglossus semilaevis (tongue sole) is the source of this 2788-nucleotide messenger RNA. RefSeq lists its product as uncharacterized. Lineage: Eukaryota; Metazoa; Chordata; Actinopteri; Pleuronectiformes; Cynoglossidae. The coding region runs from base 819 to 2705 and encodes 628 amino acids. The record is from RefSeq and is a predicted model, not a curated record. The transcript is spliced from 3 exons.